UCUUUUACGUAGGACUUUUUGAAAGGGGGAGAAGAAAGAAUCAGUAUCGUUGUCGAUAGAGCUCGUCUCUCUCUUGUAAGUGCAAAACGAAAUGUGAAUCCAAUGGCGAGAAAACUCGAAAUACGUUCGCAUUUGAAAGUGUAAAGUGGAAAACGUUGUAUACGAGAAAGUGUAUCUAGCGAUAUUUACACUCCAUGGGCGAAAUCCGUUAUUGUUCGAUAUUUGUCAUUGCAAAAGAGGCAAGGAAAAUUUGACUAAGAAACACACUGAAAUUGAUCAAGAAGAUGAAAUCAUACCUCAUCCUUUUCUUUUAUCUCUGUUCAUCGACUAUAAUCGGAGCGUCAACUGCAAACGUAGAUUGCAAUUAUCAUCUGACCGCUCCAAAAGGAAUCAUAGAGACACCAAAUUUUCCUAAAGCCUUUCCAGUUCCGAUAACGUGUCGAUGGGUGAUCGAUGUUUCUGACAUAACUUCGACGAAUAGUUCGAUAGUCGUUUAUAUGACGCAGCUUUAUGUUUAUAAAGGUCUCAAACUGACCGAGUACGCGUAUUACGAGUCAGAGACGACGAAUUAUGGCGCGAGUUUGGUGCAAGAAAUAACGGAGGGCAAUGUUUUCGUGCAUCGUUGGUUCAGAACUUUUCGCCCAUUUCUCGUCUUAGAAUUCGAGCUUGAUCGACUCGAAGGAAAUCAUGUGCGUGUCUUGGACGAUCUUCUGGACGUAUAUGGUUUCAACGUUACAUACCAAAUGACCGAGGAAGAACCAAAUCCAAAUGCUUGUUCCGUUAGCGAAUGUUCUUUCACUGGAAAUUGUCUUUUAUCUGCAGAUUAUACAACUUUUACAUGCGAAUGCUUUUCUGGCUUUAAUGGAGAAAAAUGUGACGAAGGACCGCUCUGUUUUGACGAGCAACAAAACUCUAUUUGUCAAAAUGGUGGCAACUGCAAACAUCUCGGAGCGAAAGCAGUACGCUGCGAUUGUCCUUCUGGCUACGUUGGACGAAAUUGUGAAAUUCAACUUCUGGAAACUAUGAAUACAGAAUGCGGGGGUGAACAUUGCAUAUUACAAUGUCCUUAUCACGAAGAGGAGCAACGACCGUGUGCUUGCAAAAAUGGAACGAAAAUAUACAACAAUCGAUCGAGAUACGAAUGCAGAAUAAAACUAUCAAAUAUUACCUCUCUUCGCACAGGAUCGAUAGCUCAACAUGGAAGUUUGGAAUCUUUUCUUGCAAAACAGCUGACCAAGUAUUUGAAGAAUUCAAAUAUAUCUUCCAUGGAGGACUUAAAGAUCCUAAGCGUGACGCCAACGUCGGAGAUAACUUUUCAAUUUUUUGGCAAUUCGGACGAUGGCGACAAAAUUCGAGAAUCGCUAAAUCGUCUGGUCCAACGACGCCGUCUCAGCGAGAUAGCUCUCGAAUCUACGCACUUUACGUUUCAACAAAAGCCCGCGCUCAGAUUGCAGAUUUUACGUUUGGAUCGAUCGAACGAGCACGAGGUUCAUCUAGGCGAUGAAAUUAGUCUUCAUUGCGUCGCCCAGGGAAGUUAUGGUAUUCGUUUCAUCUGGUACAAAGAUAAUAUGCUGGUAAACGUGAGCAAAGCAAACAGAGGAAUUCGAUACGAAGAUCUCCCUAACGACGGAUUGGAUAUGCACGCGUCGAUAUUAAAAAUCGAUAAGGCGACCAUAUUGGACGCCGGCCAAUAUACGUGCCAAGCUAUCGAUCGGGGCGUACAACAAUGUAAAAGUCUUUACGUACAAGUGAAAAAUGAACCGGAUGUCAAAAUUACCCCGAUGAGUACUACCGUAGAAAAGGGUAGCAAUAUACAACUUACGUGCACGACGCCCAAUAUGCAUAGCACAGGUAUAGGAUUUGGUUGGACGAAGAAUCGAGCGUUACUUAAGUUGGAACCAGGGAGUGAAAUUUGGGAGGAUCUUUAUCCAGACGGUAGCAUAUUAAAGAUUACAAAUGUACAGAAAUCGGCGAUAUACACGUGCAACGUGGCACACCGAUCGAUGUCCGUGCGAGUAGAAUUAACGAAUCGAACUUUGGUACCAACGUGCUCUAAAGAAAAAUCUUGGGCCCUUCAAUGGCCUGACACAGCACCUGGCUCGGAAGCUUUGCUCGAAUGUCCACGACGUUUCGUCGGUCCUAAAGUAUCGAGACUUUGUUCGAUGAAGGAUGCGACCACUCCAGAGUGGUUGAUGCCAGAUUUUUCCAAUUGUCUCUACGAGCCAUUGCUUCGUCCUUACGAUAGAUUUCGAAGCUUGACACUGGGCUAUCAAAACACAACAGGCUCGGAAACGAUCCUUGCUUUUUGGAACGUAUUACGAUCACGCGAAUUGUCGCUCUAUCCGAACGAAGCUGAUCGUAUCUUAAGCAUACUCGUUGAAAUCGAACGUUACCAACGUACCAUCGAUCCAUCCGAUUUGCAUCGCUCUGCCGAAGCUCUGACGCGUAUCGUGAAUCGCAUAUUGAACGAGAAAAAUUCCAUUUUAAGUCCGCAAAGAUUAUGGAUAUUACUGCAAAUAGCCGAAAAGAAUCUAAUGCACUGGUCGAAGAAGUUGAAUCAAGGCUGCGUUCAUUUGUCUCUGUCGUCAAUGGUCGUCGAUAUUCAACCCUUGCAAUCUCAAAACAGUGACAGCAUCAUGCACUCCCUUCAAAUCCCAACAAACGAUUACAUUUAUCCCGAUUGGUACAACGACAAUAUUGCUAUACGUCUAUGGAAGAAAAGAUUCAGAGAUGGCAAAAGCAAUAGUACGUACAAAGGAAUCGUAAUUGUUUAUAAGAACGUUUCUAGCUUCCUUCCAAACGUAUACGUCAAAGAGCUUGACGACGGUACAGACCUAGAGUAUUGGAUUAAUUCGCAUGCGAUUACUGUAACCGUGCCUUCCUUCAAAUCUGACAAACACAAUAAAAUUUUGGUCGAUCUGCAGAUGAAACAAUUACGGAAUCAUUCUGGCUCUUGGAACGUUUCCUGCGGCCUUAUGGAUUACUCAGGCUCUUGGAAUCUUAAUGGUUGCACAGCAAACACAUUUCCAGGGGAUGGUAUGACUUAUUGUUCGUGUCCUAAUACCGGUACCGUCGCUCUUUUCUUAACUGCUAGGGCCGUAAGGGUGGUAUUAGCAAAGAAGGAACAAACAACUUUUAUCGUGACACUUGGCUGUGGAAGUUGUCUGGUUCAAUGCUCGUUAUCGUUGUUAAUUCUUGGCGUAUAUUGGUGGAAAAAUCGGAGUUGGUUAAAUUUUUUGAAAGUACAGUGCUGCGGUGCCCUGAUCGGCGCAAUGGCUCUCUUCAUUUAUGCUAUACGCGGUAACCUCUCUGAUAGAAACUACUCUCUCGUUGCAAUAGGAUUAGAAGCAUUUCUUCUCGUUGGCAUGUCGACUCCUAUAUCCGAGGCUCUCAUAAUAUAUUCUCAACUUGUUCAUAUACGAUCGAAUCAACAUUUUCAACCAACGGUCAUCGCUGUUAUUACAGGGGUACCGAUUUUGGCUGUAAUGGCCACCGAGCUUACUCACAAAAGUACCGGUUGGAGACACGAAUCUUGGUGGUUGAUUUAUGGGAGUGGAGUAUAUAAUAUAUUUGUAACAUGUGCGACCGUGAUGUUUUUCGUAUUUAUGAUACUCUAUAUGGGGGUCCUUCAUAAAGCUCACGCGCUCAUUGAGGAAAAUGUUAUGAAGAAAGAAACGAUAGAGUCCAGAACGCGAUUAUUGCAUCGUGCCGCUGUUAUUAUAUGCGGCAUUAUUGCCACGGAAGCGUCUUCAAUUUUCUACAUUAAUUCAAGCUCGAUAAUUUAUCAUUACGUCUUCGCAUCGCUAUCUUCCGUUCUAGGUUUCUUCAUAAUAAUAGCAUACGUUGUUAGCAACGAGAUCAAUUUACUUAGACCAGUAUUGCGGAAACUUAAAUGGAGAUUGGAAACGAGCAACGAACGAAUUUCAGAGCCGAUUAAAGUAUGUUCAAAAAUCGAGGCAGAAAUGCAAAACGAUGCCAUACCACCACCUCCAUCGUCCAUCUUGGCCGAACCCUACAUAGAAACUCGAGGAAUAGCAGCUGGUAGCAUAGACAUGCGAGAAUUUACUACCGAGACUUCUUCUUAUUCGAAAUCUUCGACUUCCGUUGCUGGCAGGUACUUGCCUGAGAUUCGAAUCGAUCGACCGGACGACAUCAAUCUCGAAAACUAUAAUACUAGUCCGCGAAAGUAUCAGGAAGCAUUCGAUACCGCUUUUGCUAAGCGAACUUCUCAAUGUCUCGCCGAGUCUUACGGUGUUACAGAUCGUAACGCUUUUCGAGAUUUUGCUAUUCAUCAAAACGUUCCGUCGGAGUGCUCGGGCAAACUUCUUUGCAGCGCUGACAUAGAAUCGCGUUUAAGUGCAAUGCCAGACGUAACGUUGGCGGUGAAAACGGAUGUAGAACAUAUGACGGGCGUCGAAUUGAAAGCGAGAGAACACGUAAACGUUAUUCCCGAUAUUGCUAAUACAACCGAACGUAAACAGCCCGAUGGCGAGGAAAAAAUGCCUGAAAUUCGAAUCACAAGUUGCGAGACUACCACUUCCGGCAUGCUGGAUCGUAUCUCGCAUGAUCUCGAUUAUCUUUUAAAUCGCACGCAUACCAAAGAAGAAGUAUAGACUUUUCAGGAUUUCGUUUAAAUAAACAUUCCCGUAAAUUUUCUUAUCAUCUCGCGUUAUGAUAGCGCGCUAUUACUUCCGACUUAUCGGAGGUUCAUUAUAUAUUUGAAAUCGAGCACGUUCAUUUUUCUAAAAUUCGUGUGCCGAUUGUUCUGACGAUACUUUGGACGAUGAACCGAUAAUGCUUGCCGCUUUAAAUUUAAUUUUUCCUAGCGUUCUUAUGCGUAGUAAUUAGACUAAGUAUACAUUUGAUUUCUACAGAAGCAUAAGUCGUAGUGAAACUCCAUACGACGUUGUUGCACAAUGUAUAAUGAUUUUAUUUCUGAAAGUAAAGACGUCGUGAAAUUUGUAUUAUAAAAAUAAAAAGGAAAAAAAGCGCGCUUAAGGUCAUACUCGAGAUCAGAGUAGCCUUUCAUCGUGAUACUCCAUCCAUACACCAGUUUUCUAUAAGUAACGCGAUAAUUCUCUUUAACUGUAAAGAUCUAAGAAUAAAUCUUUAUAGCACAA
This is a messenger RNA of Vespula pensylvanica (western yellowjacket), 5120 nucleotides long. RefSeq lists its product as uncharacterized. Gene Ontology annotation, cellular component: membrane. Gene Ontology annotation, biological process: G protein-coupled receptor signaling pathway. Lineage: Eukaryota; Metazoa; Arthropoda; Insecta; Hymenoptera; Vespidae. The record is from RefSeq and is a predicted model, not a curated record. Bases 285 to 4613 code for a protein of 1442 amino acids. The transcript has 22 exons. Gene Ontology annotation, molecular function: G protein-coupled receptor activity.